AUGUCCGAGCUACCACCUCCACCACCACCUGGUUUUAUAUCCCAUGAGGAAGAGAGUGAUUUUGAAGCCUCUCCACCUCCACCAGAUUUUGGUGAAUACAUAAACAAUGAAGACGAUACGAUUCUUGCUCCUCCUCCUCCUCCUCCUCCAGGGUUUGAUGAUGAAUUAGAAUAUGAACUACCGCCUCCACCACCAGGAUUUGAAACACCAGACAUUAUCGAAACAUCAGGGCAUGAAUUACUCCCUCCACCACCAGAAUUAGAAUCUGUAAAUGAUGAGAAACGAGGUGACUUAAUUUCAUACGUAGAAAACGGUAUCAAGAAAAGGAGAUUACUAUCAUCUGUUAGUAAUGAUAACCGCCAAAUUAAAAAUAGGAAAAGAAUUAGAAAUAGAAAGCCAAAAAGGAAAAACAACGAGGGUAUUGUUGGAUCUAACAAAGUAGAAAUGCCACCUGAACAUCUCCGAAAGAUUAUUGAAACACAUUCUGAUAUGACGUCUAAGAGAUUUGAUACUGACAAGCGUGCGUUCCUGGGAGCUUUGAAAUAUUUACCACAUGCUGUCUUAAAACUAGUGGAAAAUAUGCCUCAACCAUGGGAACAAGUGAAAGAAGUAAAAGUAUUAUACCAUGUGUCAGGCGCAAUUACUUUUGUUAAUGAGAGUCCUCGAGUAAUUGAACCGGUAUAUACGUCUCAAUGGUCUACGGCGUGGAUUGCAAUGAGAAGGGAAAAACGUGAUAGAACACACUUUAAAAGGAUGAGAUUCCCAGCAUUUGAUGAUGAUGAACCACCUUUAUCAUAUUUUGAAAACAUUCGUCCAACUGAGCCACCAGAAGCGGUAACACUAAAUCUAGAUGACAUCGAAGACGAGGCCGUCAAGGACUGGCUUUAUGAUCCAAAACCAUUAAUUGAUAAGGAUGGAAAAGUAAAUGGUUCCUCUUAUAAGAAAUGGAACCUAGAUUUUGCUGAAAUGGCAAACUUAUAUAGACUUUCGACACCAUUAAGGGAUGUUGUAAAUGAUAAAAACUAUUAUUAUUUAUUCGAUAAAAAGGCAUUCCUGACGUCAAAAGCACUGAAUACUGCGAUUCCAGGGGGUCCAAAAUUUGAACCUUUAUAUCCUAAGGAAGAAGAAGAAGAUUACAAUGAGUUUAAUUCAAUUGAUAGGAUAAUAUACAGGACACCAAUUAGAAGUGAAUACAGAAUAGCAUUCCCUCACCUCUAUAACUCGAGGCCACGUUCGAUCGAAUUAUCCUGGUACAGCAAUCCUACUUCAUGCUUAAUAAAUAAUGAUGAUGACUAUGACAUCCCGGCAUUCUACUUUGACCCUUCCUUAAACCCUAUAACAUUUUUCGAUGUGACAACAGAUAUACCUGAUGAAAAUCAUCAAGAGGAUGAGGAUGAUCUUUUAUUAUCGGAAUCCUUUUCACCUCUAAUGGCUGAUCAUGAAUUAUCUACUUCCGUGACAAAAGAUUCCAUAUCACUGUAUAACGCACCUUUCCCAUUUAACAGGAGGUCUGGGAAAAUGGUCAGAGCUCAAGAUGUCGCUCUCAUUAAAAAAUGGUACCUACAACACCCAGAUGAAGAAUACCCAGUUAAAGUUCGUGUGUCGUACCAAAAAUUAUUAAAGAACCAUGUUUUCAACGAAUUGAAGAAGAGAAGAGGAACGAAUUCAAAGCAUAAUACAAAAUUGCUGAAAAGUUUAAAAAAUACCAAAUAUUUCCAACAAACCACUAUAGAUUGGGUCGAGGCUGGACUGCAAUUGUGUAAACAGGGUCACAAUAUGCUAAACCUUAUGAUCCAUAAGCGUGGGCUUACAUAUCUCCAUUUGGAUUAUAACUUCAAUUUAAAGCCAACCAAAACAUUAACCACAAAAGAACGUAAAAAGUCGAGGUUUGGUAAUGCAUUUCAUUUAAUGAGAGAAAUUCUCAAAGUUGUAAAAUUAUUAGUUGACGCACAUAUUCAGUGCAGAUUGGGAAACGUCGACGCAUUUCAGUUAGCCGACGGACUCUACUAUAUUCUGAACCAUCUCGGCCAACUCACAGGUAUUUAUCGUUAUAAGUACAAAGUAAUGCAUCAAAUUAGGGCCUGUAAGGACUUGAAGCAUGUUGUAUAUUACAGAUUUAACAAAGUCAUCGGAAAGGGACCCGGCUGUGGGUUUUGGCAACCUGCUUGGCGUGUCUGGAUAUUUUUCUUAAGAGGUAUCAUCCCACUAUUGGAAAGAUGGCUUGGGAAUCUGUUAAUCCGUCAAUUCGAGGGCCGUAACAACGAGGUUGUCAAAUCAACCACUAAACAAAGAACUGAUGCAUACUACGACUUAGAACUAAGAGCAUCUGUGAUGAAUGAUAUACUGGAUAUGAUACCAGAAGGAAUAAGACAAAGUAAGGCAAGGACCAUCCUUCAGCAUUUAAGCGAAGCCUGGAGAUGCUGGAAGGCCAACAUUCCAUGGGAUGUACCUGGAAUGCCAGAACCUAUCAAAAACAUAAUCGAACGUUAUAUUAAGGCUAAGGCUGAUGGGUGGGUAUCUUCUGCACAUUAUAACCGUGAACGUAUAAGAAGAGGCGUGAGGGUUGAAAAGAACGUAGUAAAGAAAAACCUGGGCAGAUUGACGAGAUUGUGGAUAAAAAAUGAGCAGGAAAGACAAAAAAAUAUGGAGAAAAAUGGUCCUGAAAUAUCUCCCAGUGAAGCUACAUCAAUCUUCUCAGCCAUGGUUGAAUGGUUGGAGGCUAGAAACUUUUCUCCAGUCCCAUUUCCACCAUUGACGUAUAAAAAUGAUACAAAAAUAUUAGUACUAGCAUUAGAAAAUCUAAAGGAUAGUUUUGGAUCCAAGGUUCAUAUGAAUUCCAGAGAAAGGGAAGAGUUAGCUUUAAUUGAAGAAGCCUAUGAUAAUCCCCACGAAACUUUGAAUAGAAUCAAGAAAUAUUUACUUACUCAAAGAGUAUUCAAACCAGUGGAUGUUACUAUGAUUGAUCAUUUUCAAUCGAUUGCUCCGGUGUAUUCUGUAGAUCCUCUGGAGAAAAUCACAGAUGCCUACCUAGACCAAUAUUUAUGGUAUGAGGCAGACCAAAGAAAACUAUUUCCAAACUGGGUAAAGCCUAGUGAUGCCGAAAUUCCUCCGCUUUUAGUUUAUAAAUGGGCCCAAGGAAUCAAUAAUGUUUCCGACGUAUGGGACGUCUCCAAUGGUCAAUCUACAGUCAUGCUAGAGACAUCUUUGGGCGAGCUAUGUGAAAAAGUGGAUUUUACAUUACUUAAUAGAUUAUUAAGAUUAAUAAUAGAACCAAAUAUGGCGGACUACAUUACUGCCAAGAAUAAUAUCAUAAUAAAUUUCAAAGAUAUGAGCUAUAUCAACAAAUACGGUUUACUAAAAGCACAUCAAUUUUCCUCUUUUAUAUACCAAUUUUAUGGACUUGUAAUGGAUAUUCUGAUAUUGGGCCAUGAUAGGGCUAUGGAUUUAGCUGGGCCACCAACUAGUCCAAACGAAUUCAUGCAGUUUAAAAGUCCAGAGAUAGCAAAACGGCACCCAAUUAGAUUAUAUUCGCGUUAUUUGGAUAAAAUUAGUAUUCUAUUCCAUUUCGAGGAAAAUGAAGCUGAUGAGUUAUCAGAUGACUUUUUAGCUGAGAAUCCUGAUAAUAACUUUGAGAAUGCUGUGGGGUACAACAAUAAAAAGUGUUGGCCAAAAGAUGCUAGAAUGAGACUGAUGCGUCAAGAUGUUAAUUUGGGUAGAGCAGUCUUUUGGGAGAUUCAAGGACAUAUUCCUAAAUCAAUUGUUGAUAUUAGUUGGGACGAAUCAUUUGUGUCUGUUUAUAGUAAAAAUAACCCAAAUCUGCUAUUUUCGAUGUGCGGAUUUGAAGUACGUAUUCUUCCAAAAUUGAGAACAGACGAAGUAAUGACAACUACCGAAAGUGCAUGGGAUUUAAUUGAUGAAGUUUCCAAACUAAGAACUGCUAAGGCAUACCUGAAAGUUUCAGAUGAAGAGGUUAAGAAGUUUGAAAGUAGAAUCCGUGGUAUUGUUAUGACAGCUGGUAACGGGGCUUUUACGAAAGUCGCAGCUAAGUGGAAUACAACUGUCAUCGGUUUAUUCACAUACUUUAGAGAGGCUAUAUUAACUACGGAAUCAUUGCUGGAUAUACUUGUGAAAAGUGAAACUGCUAUUCAAAAUCGUGUAAAACUAGGUUUGAAUUCCAAAAUGCCAACACGUUUCCCUCCUGCUGUUUUUUACACGCCUAAGGAGUUAGGUGGUCUUGGUAUGAUAAGUGCUUCACAUAUUUUGAUACCAGCAUCAGAUUUGUCGUGGUCAAAACAGACAGAUACAGGUAUUACCCAUUUCCGUGCAGGUAUGACACAUGACGAUGAUAAAUCUAUUCCGACCAUCUUCAGAUAUAUUACUACAUGGGAAAAUGAAUUUCUUGAUUCACAAAGGGUAUGGGCUGAGUAUUCAGCUAAACGUCAACUGGCAUUGGAACAAAAUCGUAGAAUGGCCUUUGAGGAGCUAGAGGGUUCAUGGGAUAGAGGUAUUCCACGUAUAAGUACACUAUUUCAGAGAGACCGUCACACUUUAGCAUAUGAUAGGGGUCACAGAAUCCGUAGAGAAUUUAAGGCGAACACGAUUGAAAGAAUAAGUACUUUUUGGUGGACAAAUGCCAACCAUGAUGGUAAAUUAUGGAAUCUGAAUGCUUACAGAACAGAUGUAAUCCAAGCCUUGGGUGGUAUAGAAACGAUUUUAGAACACACCCUAUUUAAAGGUACUGGGUUCAACUCGUGGGAAGGUUUGUUUUGGGAAAAGGCUUCUGGUUUCGAAGAUUCCAUGCAAUUUAAAAAACUAACAAAUGCCCAACGUACAGGUUUAAGCCAAAUCCCGAAUCGUCGUUUCACAUUAUGGUGGUCACCAACUAUCAAUAGAGCCAAUGUUUAUGUAGGUUUCGUUGUUCAGCUUGAUCUGACUGGUAUAUUCCUCCAUGGUAAGAUUCCAACGUUAAAAAUUUCCUUAAUCCAAAUAUUUAGAGCACAUUUAUGGCAAAAGAUUCACGAAAGUGUUGUCUUUGAUAUCUGUCAAAUCCUGGAUGGUGAACUUGAUUCUCUACAAAUUGAGUCUGUCAUAAAAGAAACAGUUCAUCCACGUAAAUCAUAUAAAAUGAAUUCCUCUGCCGCGGAUGUUACAGUAGAUAGUUUGUACCAGUGGGAAGUAUCUAAACCAUCAUUACUCCAUGAGGCAAAUGACUCAUACGAUGCUACUUCUACAAACAAAAUGUGGUUUGAUGUUCAAUUGAGAUAUGGUGACUACGAUUCUCAUGACAUUUCACGUUAUGUUAGAGCUAAGUUUCUGGAUUACACAACGGACAACAUAAGUAUGUAUCCAUCUCCAACUGGUGUAAUGAUAGGUAUCGACUUGGCGUACAACAUGUAUGAUGCUUAUGGUAACUGGUUCAAUGGCUUGAAACCACUCGUACAGAAUGGGAUGAGAACUAUAAUGAAGGCGAAUCCAGCUCUAUAUGUGCUACGUGAGCGUAUUAGAAAGGGUCUACAAAUUUAUCAAUCCAACAUUCAAGAACCUUUCUUAAGUUCUUCAAACUAUAGUGAACUUUUUAACAAUGAUAUAAAACUAUUCGUGGACGAUACAAAUGUGUAUCGUGUUACGGUACACAAGACCGUUGAGGGUAAUGUAGCUACUAAGGCUAUUAACGGUUGUAUUUUUAUAUUAAAUCCUAAGACAGGUCAUUUAUUCCUAAAGAUUAUCCAUACUUCCGUGUGGGCAGGUCAAAAGAGAUUAAGUCAGUUGGCGAAGUGGAAAUCUGCUGAAGAAGUUAGUGCCUUAGUUAGGUCACUACCUAAAGAAGAACAACCAAAACAAAUUAUUGUUACACGUAAGGCCAUGUUAGAUCCUUUAGAGGUUCACAUGUUAGAUUUCCCAAAUAUUGUCAUACGUCCAACUGAAUUAAGAUUACCAUUUGCGGCAGCUAUGUCCAUUGAUAAAUUAUCCGAUGUUGUUAUGAAGGCCACUGAACCCCAGAUGGUUCUCUUUAAUAUUUACGACGAUUGGUUGGAAAGCAUAUCAUCUUAUACCGCUUUCUCGAGAUUAAUAUUACUUCUUAGAGGCCUAAAAACCGACGAAGAGAAAGCCAAAAGAAUUCUCUUAGGCGAUCCGACUAUAAUUAUUAAAAAACAUCAUUUGUGGCCGUCAUUCUCUGAUGAACAAUGGAUAUCCAUCGAAUCGCAGGUACGUGAUUUAAUAUUAGUAGAGUAUGGUAAGAAGUACAAUGUCAACAUUUCUGCCCUGACUCAGACUGAAAUUAAAGAUCUAAUUUUGGGUCAAAACAUUAAAGCACCAUCGGUCAAGAGACAGAAGAUGGCUGAACUUGCAGCUGCAAGAGCAGAUGAUAAAUUGGCCAGCGCUACAUCAGUUAUGAAGACAAAGACAGUCAACGCACAAGGUGAAGAAAUUGUUGUGGUUACAUCUGCAAACUAUGAAAAUCAAGAAUUUAAUUCAAAGAAUGAAUGGAGACAAAAUGCCAUUGCUAACAGUCUCCUCUAUUUACGUAUGAAAAAUAUCUAUGUUGCUUCGGAAGAUUUUGUGGAAGAGAAGCCAAUCUAUGUCUUACCAAAUAAUAUACUAAAGAAAUUUAUCGAAAUAUCUGACGUAAAAAUACAAAUUGGGGCUUAUUUAUAUGGUAAAUCUGCGGAAGGUCAUACAAAUAUUAAGGAAAUCAAGACAGUUGCGUUAGUACCUCAAUUAGCAGAUAUGAGAUCUAUUCAAUUGGGAAGACCUCCUAUCCCAGAUACUAACCCAGAUAUUGCUGGUCUAGAACUAUUAGGCUGGGUACACACACAAGGAAAAGAUAUAAAAUUCAUGUCUGCGGCUGAGAUCAAUACCCAGACAUCUACAUUUGGAAAUAACAACAACAAAGAUAGUCUAAUUGAUAUCAGUAUAUAUUCUGCUCCAGGCAAUAUAUCACUGGCAGCAUAUAAUCUUUCUGAAGAAGGUUAUCAAUGGGGUCACAAUAAUAAAGAUGUUUUGGACGAUGAUGCAGAAGGGUUUGAACCAAGUUUCAGCACUUAUGCACAGUUACUUCUUUCAGACCGUAUAAUGGGUAACUUCCUAGUGCCAACAAGUAAAGUCUGGAAUUACUUAUUUAUGGGUACCAGUUUCAAUAUAGAAUUAGAGUAUGAGAUGAAAUUAGGUAUUCCGAUAGAAUUUUACAACGAGCUACAUCGUGCAACACAUUUUCUACAGUUUAAUAACAUCGGGAACAACGAGGAUUUAGAAGCAGAACAGGAGAGUUUAUUAGCAUGA
Molecule: messenger RNA, 7281 nt
Organism: Maudiozyma barnettii
Lineage: Eukaryota; Fungi; Ascomycota; Saccharomycetes; Saccharomycetales; Saccharomycetaceae
Gene: PRP8
Product: U4/U6-U5 snRNP complex subunit PRP8
Exons: 1
Coding region: 1-7281 (2426 amino acids)
Biological process (GO): mRNA splicing, via spliceosome; spliceosomal tri-snRNP complex assembly
Cellular component (GO): catalytic step 2 spliceosome; U5 snRNP
Molecular function (GO): U1 snRNA binding; pre-mRNA intronic binding; U5 snRNA binding
Source: RefSeq, a predicted model, not a curated record